ACCGACCCGGGAUCUGUACCACACACACACCGAGCGGAGGGCCAUGGAGCUGUGAGGGGACCUGCUCCACCUCCACCUCCACCUCCACCCACACACACACACACCACUGUUCUGAUCUGUUCAUCUCACCGCAGACAUGGAGGCUGCGCGCUGCUGGCUGCUCCUGGCUGCACUGGUCAUCCUCAUCUGCCACCAAGCUGGAGGAUAUGCAUACAGGAAUCAACGCAAGUUCUCAGAAGACAUCGAUUGGUCGUACGCAGGAACUUUGAAUCAGAACAACUGGGCCAAGAAGUUUCCGUCCUGCAGCAACGCCAAGCAGUCUCCCAUCAACAUCGAGGAGAACCUGGCUCAGGUGAAGCUUCAGUACCAGAAGCUGAGGUUUGAGGGCUGGGAGAGCCUGACGGCCGACAGGACGACCAUCAAGAACGACGGCAAGACCGUGGCGGUCGAUUUGGACGGAGAUUUCUACGUCAGCGGAGGCGGCCUGAGGUCAAAGUUCAAGGUGGGACGUAUCACCUUCCACUGGGGGCGCUGCAACGCCUCCUCAGAGGGCUCCGAACACAGUCUGGAUGGAGUCAAAUACCCUCUGGAGAUGCAGAUCUACUGCUACGAGGAGCUUCGCUUCGACUCUUUAGAUGAAACCAUGAAGGCCGGAGGAAGAAUCACAGCACUCGCCGUGCUGUUCGAGACGAGCGUCGACGACAACAUGAACUACGCCUCCAUCAUAGACGCCAUCAUGAGCGUGAGCAGAUACGGAAAGAGCGCCGAGGUUCUACCGUUCGCCCCGCGAGGCCUCCUGCCGAACUCCACGGAGAAAUACUUCAUCUACAACGGCUCCCUGACCACGCCGCCCUGCAGCGAGACCGUCGAGUGGAUCGUCUUCAAGAGCACGGUGGCCAUCUCCGACGAACAGCUGGAGAUGUUCUGCGAGGUGAUGACGAUGCAGCAGGCCGGAUACGUGAUGCUGAUGGACUACCUGCAGAACAACUACCGGGAGCAGCAGCAGCAGUUCAUGGGUCAGGUGUUCUCCUCCUACACCGGCACCGAGGAGGUCCUCACACCAGUGUGCAGUUCGGAGCCGGAGAACAUCCAGGCGUUGCCCUACAACCUCAGCAGCCUGCUGGUGACGUGGGAGCGGCCUCGGGCGGUGUACGACGCCAGCAUCGAGAAAUACUCCGUCACCUACAAGCUGGCCAACGCAGAAAACGCCGCCCCCUCUACAUACCUGACCGACGGAGACCAGGAUGUGGGGGCGAUACUCGACGACCUGCUAGCUAACACCAGCUACGCGGUCCAGGUGGUGGCGGUCUGCACCAACGGUCUGUACGGACGUUUGAGCGACCUGCUGACGGUCGCCAUGCCCGCCGACGACCCCGAUAAUACACUGGAUCCAGAUUCAGACGAAUUUGACGACGAGGGAAACUUUGAUCCCGAUCCGUCCUGGAAUGAACCGGUCCAAACCGAGGAUUACGACCCGGCCUUGAUGCCUACAAACUCACCGAGGACCACGACUCUUGGAUCGCCUAUUUUACCUCUACCUGGCGUCAUAACCACAACAGCAGAAUCUGGUCGGAGGAAAACCAGCACCGAUCCGGUUCCCCCCGUCAGAUCCACCCAGAGCAGUCAAGUCCUUGGCCAGUCUGAAGGGACGGCACACCGCAGUACCUCCCCACGUCCACCAGAGGACCCCCUCCCAACAAAAACCAAAGGAGAUGCUGACUUCAGUGGCAACGCUCCUUUUUACUCCACAACAACAACCACCACCACCUCCACUACUCCUUUACACUCCAACGCAAAGACAGCUGGUGUUCUCGGAGGUAUCGGUCCAAAAGACUCCUCUGAAGAAUCAAAAGGUGUUGUUCGUACCACCACACCGACAUCAACCAGUCCAAAGACAAAAGGUGGUGAAAGCAUUUCUUCACACAGCAGCAGCACAACAACGCUGAGGCCUCGUAUCGGCGGCUGGAGCAGCACAACCACGUCAUCGGCCCUCGUCCAGGCGGAGAUCGACCGAGGCCUGGCGCGUCCCGUAGACGAAGACGCAACCGCUGACGGAGACGAGUCUCCUGGACCCGAAGGUCCUCCAGAGAUCCAACCUCCAACUGUUCCACGUAGGCCCACAAGUCCCAGCCUACCUCACUUUUCCAUCACCACAACCUCUGUCCGGUUGAGUGGCGUUCUCUUGCAGACCACACAGCCGAUGUCCAACGAGGCCAGCAACAGCAGCCACGAGUCGAGAGUCGGUUCGAUCCGGGACCGAGAGCGGAAGGCUGUGGUUCCUCUGGCCGUCAUCUCCACCCUCACCGGCCUCGGCCUCAUCGUCCUCAUCGGUAUCCUCGUCUACUGGAGGACCUGUUUUCAGACGGCUCACUUCUACAUCGACGACAACUCAUCACCCCGAGUCAUUGCUGCACCGUCAACCAAUGCUGCAUUAACAUCUGAUGAACAAACAGCUUUUCCGGUGAAGCAGUUUGUGAAACACGUGGCCGAGCUUCACGACACGAACGGCUUCCAACGAGAGUUUGAGAUACUGAAGAACAGUUACGAGGAGGUUCAGACGUGCACGGUGGACAUGGCGAUGACGGCCGACAGCUCCAACCACCCCGACAACAAAACUAAAAACCGAUACAGCAACAUCCUGGCCUAUGACCACAGCCGAGUGCGACUCUCGGCGCAGGCGGACAAAGACGGGAAGACGGCGGAUUACAUCAACGCCAACUACGUGGAUGGCUUUAAGAAGCCGCGGUCGUACAUCGCCGCUCAGGGUCCCCUGAGGUCGAGCACCGAGGACUUCUGGAGGAUGAUUUGGGAGCAAAACGUCUGCAUCAUCGUUAUGAUCACCAACCUGGUGGAGAAAGGAAGAAGGAAGUGUGAUCAGUACUGGCCCACCGAGGUUCAGGAGGAGUACGGCAACUUCCUGGUGACGGUGAAGAGCAGCAGAGCGCUCGCCUACUACACCCAGAGGACCUUCUCUGUGAGGAACACCAACGCCAAGAAGGGCUCCCAGAAGGGGCGGAGCAACGAGCGGACGGUGACUCAGUACCAUUACACCCAGUGGCCCGACAUGGGCGUCCCAGACUUCGCUCUGCCGCUGCUCAGCUUCGUCCGCAAGUCGUCCAAAGCCAGAACGGACGACAUGGGGCCGAUGGUGGUGCACUGCAGCGCUGGCGUGGGCCGGACGGGUACGUACGUGGUCCUGGACAGCAUGCUGAAGCAGAUGAGAGACGAAAGCACCGUCAACAUCACAGGAUUCCUCAAACACAUCCGCACACAGAGGAACUACCUGGUUCAGACAGAGGAGCAGUAUGUUUUUAUCCACGACGCCUUGGUGGAGGCCAUCUUGUCCGGAGAGACGGAGGUGGCGGCGGCUCACCUGCACAGGUACGUGGACGAGCUGCUGACCCCGGGGCAUGCUGGGAGGACGCGCCUGGACAAACAGUUCAAGCUGGUUUGUCACUCCGGAGUGAAGCCGUGCGACUCCUCUACAGCUCUGCAGGACUGCAACCGCAGCAAGAACAGAGACGGCUCCGUGGUCCCUGUUGAGAGGUCACGAGUGCGUCUGUCCACGACGGCCGGGGAAACGUCCGACUACAUCAACGCCUCUUACGUCACAGGUUACAGGCAGAGCAGCGAGUUCAUCAUUACCCAGAAUCCUUUGCCUGGCACCGUAAAGGACUUCUGGAGGAUGAUAUGGGACCACAACGCCCAGGUCAUCGUGUCGCUGAUGGGGACGGCGUCAGGAGAGACGCCCGAGGAGGAGGCGGAGCUGUGCGUCCUGUGGCCCCGUAAAGGGCAGCCAAUCAGCUACGAGAUGUUCACUGUCACUCAGAGGAGUGAGAAUCAUAUCUGUCUGACCAACGAGGACAUGCUGGUGGUCCAGGACUACGUACUGGAAGCUUCACAGGACGACUAUGUUCUGGAGGUGAAACACUACCGGGCCCCCCGCUGGCCGAAUCCAGACAGUCCCAUCAGCAACACCUUCGAGCUCCUCAACCUGGUGAAAGAGGAGAGCACCUCCAAGGACGGCCCCAUUGUGGUCCACGAUGAUGUGGGUGGAGUAACAGCGGGGACAUUCUGCGCUCUAUCGUCUCUAACUCGUCAGCUGAAGGCCGAAGGUUCGGUCGACGUCUUCCAAGUGGCCAAACUGACAAACGUAAUGAGACCAGGAGUCUUCAACGACAUCGAGCAGUACCAGUUCCUGUACAAAGCCAUGCUGAGUCUCAUCGGGACGCAAGAAGAUGAGAAAACCCUCCAGUCUUCAGACAACAACGGUACCAUUGUGGUGGGCACCGCCAGCACUGCAGAGAGCCUUGAGUCCCUGGUGUAACCUGCCCCCUGACCCCCCAAAAGAAACACAAAGAACUUGUUUAACUUUUAAAAAUGAGCAUCAGAAUUUUGUCCUUCCACUUCAAUCACCAACAGAGCUUCCCCUGAUGCCAGACUCAUGCUACAACUACUAAAUAAAAAUCCUCAGCAUUCAGGAGCACUCUGUGUGGUAGUUUGAGUCCCGUACCGACCAAUUUCUUCUCCGCUGGAUCUGGACUGCCUGCAAUUUUGUAAUGUGUGCCUUUUUGUAUUUUUCAUUCUGUACUUCUAACUUUGAUACAAGCUGUAGACUAACCGUCCGAUGUUUUUAACUCUGUACUGCCCUGAGACGUUUCACUCAACUAACUUUUCCUAAACCUUUGUAUUUAUUGGCACUGAGCCAAAUGGGGAAAAAAAGGGAAAAAAUGAAUCUUUUUACAUCAAAAGAGCUAUUUUGUUAGCUUGUCUUUUAUAGAGCUCCCGCACUGAACUCCUUUCUGUAAAUACCAUCGCAACGGUAGCAGCAGUUUGCUAUUGCAGUCAAAUAUAAAAUAAGGGCCUGGAAUAAUAAAAAAUAAUAAUCUAAUGUAAAUAAUAUUAUAGUAAUCAACUUGAUGGACCAAAUUUCUAUUUAUACUUUUAGAUUUUUAUAUUUUACCAUUUUUAGUGCAUUCAAAUGUUAUGGUUUAAUUCUAAUUGCUUAGUUGGAGAACAUUAAUGCUUUUUAUAUUCUGGAUUUUGUAACAGACUAAAUGUGAUGCAUGGGGUACUGACAUGUAUGUUUUUUAGCCGGACAUGAAACACUGCUGGAUUAUUAGCUAGAGGAUUAAAUAAGUGAAAGA
Messenger RNA from Anoplopoma fimbria (sablefish), 5147 nucleotides. RefSeq names its product protein tyrosine phosphatase receptor type Z1a (gene ptprz1a). Bases 137 to 4327 code for a protein of 1396 amino acids. Gene Ontology annotation, molecular function: protein binding; protein tyrosine phosphatase activity. The transcript has 30 exons. Gene Ontology annotation, biological process: peptidyl-tyrosine dephosphorylation. The record is from RefSeq and is a predicted model, not a curated record. Lineage: Eukaryota; Metazoa; Chordata; Actinopteri; Perciformes; Anoplopomatidae.